This is a messenger RNA of Carassius carassius (crucian carp), 889 nucleotides long. It is a transcript of the gene pde6gb, whose product is annotated as phosphodiesterase 6G, cGMP-specific, rod, gamma, paralog b. The record is from RefSeq and is a predicted model, not a curated record. Gene Ontology annotation, molecular function: 3',5'-cyclic-nucleotide phosphodiesterase activity; cGMP binding. Gene Ontology annotation, cellular component: photoreceptor outer segment membrane. Lineage: Eukaryota; Metazoa; Chordata; Actinopteri; Cypriniformes; Cyprinidae. The transcript has 4 exons. Gene Ontology annotation, biological process: positive regulation of G protein-coupled receptor signaling pathway; positive regulation of epidermal growth factor receptor signaling pathway; visual perception. The coding region runs from base 228 to 491 and encodes 87 amino acids.
GGAGGCGUCCCUCUCCUAAUCUUCUGAGGGUGUCAGAGUGUAUAAAAGACCUGUAACCCCUGCAGCGCUCCCAAUGAAAGCAGAGCGUUGCCAUCCACCCUUCCACAGAAGAGACAUACAUAAGAAACAGUGCAGCUGCACCCAGCCAACAGCCUGUCAAUCAACAAACCGCUCAACAUCACGGGGAGCGAAUACAAAGAAAAGCGACCAACAGCUGACCAAGAGCCAUGAAUCUUGAGCUGCCUAAACCGGAGAUCAAAUCGGCCACCCGUGUCACCGGUGGUCCUGCCACACCACGCAAAGGACCACCCAAGUUCAAGCAGAGGCAGACUCGCCAGUUCAAGAGCAAACCACCAAAGAAGGGUAUCCAAGGUUUCGGAGACGACAUCCCUGGCAUGGAAGGUUUAGGCACUGACAUCACUGUCAUCUGCCCCUGGGAGGCCUUCAACCAUCUGGAGCUUAAUGAGCUGGCUAAGUAUGGUAUCAUCUGAGCCCGUCACCUUCCCAUCGUCCUCUGGGCAAUUUAGACCCUUUCCUGUCAAGUUCUCCAAACCACCUGCCUCCAUCCUGGCUAUCGGCUCCAUGUGGACCGUUCCAACUUUUAUAACAGCAUAAACACCAAAAACAGCAACAUUUAUGAAAAUGGAAAAACCUAAGGAAAAUCAACAUCAUCAAAAGAAAAUUUAUCUGACUUUCUAUCCCUCCCGUUUCUUUUCUUUCUUGCAGUAUAAGAACACGUUCUGCUCAAGCUAUAGAACAGAAAAGUCUAUACGAUCCCGUCAGAUCACACUCUGUUUGCCUAGAAAAACUGCUUCUCUUCUCUUUGCUCUCUUCUUCUUUUUUACUCUCCCUCCCUGUUUUCUUCUGGAACACAAAACAUAGAGUGAGU